Messenger RNA from Penicillium odoratum, 1128 nucleotides. RefSeq names its product Clr5 domain-containing protein. Bases 1 to 1128 code for a protein of 375 amino acids. NCBI's taxonomy places the organism in Eukaryota, Fungi, Ascomycota, Eurotiomycetes, Eurotiales, Aspergillaceae. The record is from RefSeq and is a predicted model, not a curated record. The transcript is spliced from 5 exons.
AUGGAAUAUCCUCCAAAUCUGUCCCCUCAAUCUCCCAGGCCAAAUGGUCUCUUCCGACCUCGCCGAUCCGAAGAUUGGCACGAGUAUCGCGAAACAAUCGAACAACUUUACCGAAGUGAUCAGCUUAAAUUGCGAGAUGUGAAACGCAUCAUGGAAAGAGAUCAUAAAUUCUACAAAGAUCGCCUCGCCGCCUGGAAUGUCCGCAAGAAUAUUAAAGCUGCUGAGGUGCAAGUCAUGAUUCGCAAGAAGCAAAAGCGUGCCGCCCGUGGCAAGCAGACAGCCUUUCGUCGAGCUGGGCAAGAUGUUGAUCCGAAACGACUUACUCGCUUCGUUCGGCGCUAUGGAACGCAGUGGGUGAAGAAUCGGGAUAAAGAUGAUGAACUAAACAGUCCUGAGCCAAAAACCCCGUCUGAUAUGUCAUGUUAUACACCUGAACCUGAGGAAGGAGCUGCUACUCCCAUUUCACCAACGGAUGUGCAAUCUCCAAGGGAAACCCCACCUUAUUCCAUGAACUAUGAUCCAAAUAACUUGGCAACUAUGCCUGACCUCCAUCAGCAUCAGCAUCAACACUCACAUUCCACUCCUCGCCGCCCAUAUCACCCAUCAGAACUUUCCCGUCCAUCCCACCCAUCCGUCCAUUCGAUGCUCCACUCUCCAGUCCAUCUAAAUCCCAUCCACAUUCAUCCACCCGGAACGGAAGUGACCAUCCCUCCGAUUCAAAUCCCAUCCCAAAUGCAAAUCCAACCAGGAUCUGGACCAGGACCGGCAUCAGCAUCGACAUCGGCAUCGGCACCGACAUCAGGUCCAGCACUAUCAGUAUCAGUACCAGGACCAGUAUCAUCAAUCCCAGCGUCAACAUCAGUUCCUUCAGUGCCUGUACCUGUUUCUGCGCCAGCGCCAGCGCCCGCACCAGUCCCGUCUCAUUCUAAUUCUCAUCCUCAUCAUCAAUUUCGAGAUGACAUCGACGCAGCGGAUUUGGUUUCUAAUUUCGGCGGCUGGACCAGACUGGAUCUUUUCCAGAAUCGCCUGGAAAGCCUGCAGCAGGAGUUGGAUCGUUCUAUGUCUAAGUGGAGGGACCAGGAACCGGGUCAUGAAAUUAAUGGACAUCAUGAGGGUCUUGGUCAGUGA